Molecule: messenger RNA, 455 nt
Organism: Staurois parvus
Lineage: Eukaryota; Metazoa; Chordata; Amphibia; Anura; Ranidae
Source: the annotation of a GenBank genome assembly
AUUCACUCUAUCUGGUCUCCCACAGUACAUAGAACAUGGUAAUGCAAUUAUUUUAGUAAAUAUAAACUACUAAAUACCUUUUUUCUUCUAUCAGUGUUCAGCCAAGUACUAGCUAAAGCUUGUAGGAGUUUUCUUUCUGCUCUAGGAUGCAAAAACCCCUGACCUCUGUAUGACCAGUGCUCAUUGGCCCUGUGCUGAUCACAUGCUCUCUCCCAAGAAGAAGAAAAAAAACUUUCUAGCAAUACACACCAAACUGAGCAUGUGCAAAAUGCCUACAGUUCAGUCUGCCUUAUCAGGAGAUAAGAGGUGGUCGCUUGAAAAAGGGGAGGAACAGAGAAGAAAGGAUCAAAAGGCCUUUAUACACAAUGCAGAGGAUUAACCCCUUAUGUUCCACACUGAGUAUAACAAGCAUGCUUUACUGCAUAUACAAACUGAUUUUACUGUUGUGGGUUUAG